Molecule: messenger RNA, 1023 nt
Organism: Chrysochloris asiatica (Cape golden mole)
Lineage: Eukaryota; Metazoa; Chordata; Mammalia; Afrosoricida; Chrysochloridae
Gene: LIMS2
Product: LIM and senescent cell antigen-like domains 2
Exons: 10
Coding region: 1-1023 (340 amino acids)
Biological process (GO): positive regulation of integrin-mediated signaling pathway; positive regulation of substrate adhesion-dependent cell spreading; cell-cell adhesion
Cellular component (GO): cytoplasm; cell-cell junction; focal adhesion
Source: RefSeq, a predicted model, not a curated record
AUGAGUUGCAACAUGUCCAAUGCCUUGGCCAAUGCCAUGUGCCAGCGCUGCCAGGCCCACUUUGCCCCUGCUGAAAGGAUCAUCAACAGCAACGGGGAGCUGUACCAUGAACACUGCUUCGUGUGCACCCAGUGCUUCCAGCAGUUUCCUGAGGGGCUCUUCUAUGAGUUUGAAGGUCAGAAGUAUUGUGAACAUGAUUUCCAAAUGCUGUUUGCUCCGUGCUGUGGAUGCUGUGGUGAGUUCAUCAUUGGCCGUGUUAUCAAGGCCAUGAACAACAACUGGCACCCUGGGUGCUUCUGCUGUGAGCUGUGUGACAUGGAGCUGGCAGACCUGGGCUUUGUGAAGAACGCGGGCAGACACCUCUGCCGGCCUUGCCACAACCAGGAGAAGGCCAAGGACCUGGGCAAGUACAUCUGUCAACGGUGCCACCUGGUCAUUGAUGAGCAGCCUCUCAUGUUCCGGAAUGAUGCCUACCACCCAGACCACUUCAAUUGUACCCACUGUGGUAAGGAGCUGACAGUGGAGGCCCGUGAGCUGAAGGGAGAGCUCUUCUGCCUGCCGUGCCAUGACAAGAUGGGUGUGCCCAUCUGUGGGGCUUGCCGCCGGCCCAUUGAAGGCCGUGUGGUCAACGCGCUGGGCAAGCAGUGGCAUGUGGAGCACUUUGUCUGUGCCAAAUGUGAGAAGCCAUUCCUUGGGCACCGGCACUAUGAGAAGAAGGGCCUGGCCUACUGUGAGACCCACUACAAUCAGCUUUUUGGGGAUGUCUGCCACAACUGCAGCCAUGUGAUCGAGGGUGAUGUGGUGUCAGCCCUCAACAAGGCCUGGUGUGUGAACUGCUUCUACUGCUCCGCCUGCAACAGCAAGCUCACCCUGAAGAACAAGUUUGUGGAGUUCGACAUGAAGCCUGUGUGUCGGAAGUGCUAUGAGAAGUUCCCGCUAGAGCUGAAGAAGAGGCUGAAGAAGCUGUCAGAGCUGACUUCCCGCAAGGUCCAUCCCAAGGCCAUGGACCUCAACUGUGCCUGA